Molecule: messenger RNA, 1663 nt
Organism: Drosophila serrata
Lineage: Eukaryota; Metazoa; Arthropoda; Insecta; Diptera; Drosophilidae
Gene: unpg
Product: homeobox protein unplugged
Biological process (GO): regulation of transcription by RNA polymerase II; regulation of nervous system development
Cellular component (GO): nucleus
Molecular function (GO): DNA-binding transcription factor activity, RNA polymerase II-specific; RNA polymerase II transcription regulatory region sequence-specific DNA binding
Source: RefSeq, a predicted model, not a curated record
GUUCGCGUACGUGAUGUCUGAGGCAGCUCGACAGUUGCCCGCAGAUCUCUGAACGGUUCACUGCGUCGUGUCUGUCUGUCGAGUCUUGGCCCAAGAUAAUUUUUAAAAAUAUAGAUAUAUAUAUUAAGAUAUCUCGGUAGUGUGUGUUUUGUUAAGAGGGCAUCAUGGAACGGCCAGCCCUGCUGCACAAUGGAGAGCUAAGCAAUCUUGAAACCGGCACCACCAAGCUGGUCAGCAAGCCCUUUCCCAAGCCCUUCUCCAUCGAGAGCUUGAUUGCCAACCAAACACCUGCCAAUACUGGGCCUCCGUCGCCGCCAGAGGAGAGGGAGCACGAACCGGAGCAGGAACCCGACCAGGAGCAGGAGCUAAGUGCCCGCGCCAUGGUAGCCAGUUCUGCUUUGGGGCUCACCCAGUUCCCUUUGUACAAUCCCUGGCUGCACGGCUACUUUGCCCAGAACCAUGAGAGAUUAACGCAUUUAAUUGCCGGCGGCUGCUACCUGCCCUCCACUCCAGCUAGUCAUCCGGGUGCACAGCAGCCGCAGCCACAGCAGCAAGUACCACAGCCGCCGCCGCCGCAUCCACCACAUGCCUUGGAGAAACAGCAUCCACCGACGCUGCCUCAUCCGUUGGAUACACGUUUCCUGCCCUUUAAUCCCGCCGUUGCUGCCGCCGGCGUAGCACCCACGGAUCUGAGCUAUCGGCGACUGGCGGAGCUCAUGAACCAGGAUUAUGUGCACAGUCUGAGUGUCCAUGCCAGGCUGCAGCAUAUGGCUGCCGCUGGCAGGAUCCAAGAGGAUCCAGCUAACUCCAAUCUGGUGCAGCUCCAGGAACCAAUGCCUCAGCUGUUACGCUCUUCACCGGCAAAGUCGUCCGGCAGCCGCAGUCCCGUGGAGCCAACGCUGGAUGUGGGCGUGGACGAGGAUUUCGAGUGCAGCGGUGACUCCUGCAGCGACAUCAGUCUGACCAUGUCCCCAAGGAACUACAACGGGGAGCUGGACAAAAGCAGGAAUGGAGCUUAUACCAAUUCGGAUAGCGAGGAUUGCAGUGACGAUGAAGGUGCCCAUUCACGACAUGAUGCCGGCGGAAUGAGCAGCAAGGACUCCCAAGGCAAUGGCUCCAGUUCCAGCUCCAAGUCACGUCGCCGGCGUACAGCCUUCACUUCGGAGCAACUGCUGGAACUAGAGCGAGAGUUCCAUGCCAAGAAGUAUCUCAGUCUAACCGAAAGGAGUCAGAUAGCCACCAGUUUGAAAUUAAGCGAGGUUCAGGUGAAAAUCUGGUUCCAAAACCGUAGAGCCAAGUGGAAAAGGGUUAAGGCUGGACUCACCUCCCAUGGACUGGGUCGUAAUGGUACUACCAGCGGCACCAAGAUCGUGGUGCCCAUACCAGUUCAUGUCAACAGGUUCGCCGUACGCUCCCAACACCAGCAGCUGGAGAAGAUGUGCCUCAGUGGUCCCAAACCGGAUCUCCGCAAGAAACUCUCCACGGAGACAAUCGGCGGCUUUGAGAAGUUCAGUGGUGCCUCCAGUGUGGUUAUUCCACCACCACCACCAGUUGUGGGUGGUGUCGGUGUAGGAUUGGGUGUGAGUUUGGGAGGAGCCACACCACUUUCCCUUGCCAGGAGCAUCUACUGAUGGAGUUGUGUUCUGUGUCCUUGCGUGUAAAU